Cryptococcus amylolentus CBS 6039 is the source of this 1442-nucleotide messenger RNA. RefSeq lists its product as hypothetical. The coding region runs from base 149 to 1180 and encodes 343 amino acids. The transcript is spliced from 2 exons. The record is from RefSeq and is a predicted model, not a curated record. Lineage: Eukaryota; Fungi; Basidiomycota; Tremellomycetes; Tremellales; Cryptococcaceae.
ACAAACUUCACCAUUUCCACAAACUCCACACCUCCAGAACUCUCGCAGAAAUGGCCAUUGACACCCUCGACACUCUUCCUCUGAAGUCCGAAGCCUCAUCUUUGAAUACCUCCAAGCGACCACCCACAAGCCGACACUCUCCUCGCUCAUGCGCGUCUCUCGAGAGAUGUACGCCAAUUCAAUGCCCCGUCUCUACCAGAGGGUCAGGCUCAAUGCUUCCAAUGCGGAGGCCUAUUUCGGGUGCCUCACAGCGGACGGCCUCGACGCUAUCGACGAGGAGAUUGCUCUCCAUAAGCCGCAGCUCAUCGACUAUAUCUGGCAGCUCGAGAAAGAGAUUGGCGACCUUGCACCCUCGCAAUUCACUCCCCCACCCAUCGCGCGAAAGAUCUGUCAGAUCUGGAGCACACAGCAUUUAUUUCUUGAAGACGCUCCUGCCGCAAUCUCUCUGCAACAAGCGGCGACCUCUCUAGAGUAUCUCCAUGACCAACUCUACAAGAACCUAGACGGCCUCGUCGAUGACAGCGAUAAGUACAUGAUGUGGAUCAGCAUAUCUGUCUUGUCCGACAACGCCUCAGUAGCCUUGGGCGAACCUUUGGCCAAGAGCCUCAUCCUCUACCCCAAAGUGUGGGAGGGUGUUGCCAAGAUGCUGAAGGGAGACACAUUCAUGGAUAGUUUAGACUCUAUCUGCCUUCGCAUACCUGCGAACUGUUCAGGUACCGCUGCAGCUCAAUACUGCAAAGAUAUGCUGUUGACGGAAUGCCUCAGCCCGAGGUAUACGAGUAUCGAAACUUUCUGCGUCCAUAACGUUAACCCUCUGGAGCAUAUGUCUAUGAGCGUUGUCCAUGAAAACUUACACAUCUUUUUGCGACCUGAGGGUUCGCCAGGGAUGCUCUCGCACGAGGCGAGUAUCGGCGCUUUCAUGUCCAAUCUUCUCAAUAUCGGCAAAAAAAAAAGGUCACGAUUCAGCAGGCUGGUCCCCAACAUACACUUCUACAACAGCCAAUACACAGAUGCGGAUCGCGUUUCCCACCACAACCGGGGUUUCUGGAACGAAUUGAAGGAGGCAAGGAAUGGCCCGCCGGAUGGAUCGGGAUUGAAAUUCAACUGGCCUCCUGUCACGCUGAAGCUAUACGGGCCGGAAGAGGAGGUCGCCUGUCCCGUCUGUCUGGAGACUGUGUAAUGUAACAGUAAUACAGAUUCCGUUGCCUUCUUCGGCAACACCUGACACGCUUGGUGCACCACGGACUGUACGAGUACUUUCAGAACAGUGCGACCGUCCACGCUCGUCAGAAGGUAGUCUACAAAGCGAUCGUUUCAUUCCGCCAGCCCUGACGCUAAUAUACAUGCACCGAGAUGCUAAAUCAACAUGUCAAGAGGGCAGAAAGACAAGUAGAGAACUUUAUGUUGACAGAUAAGCAACCGUCCCGACCCGAUGCACGGUG